ACACACUUCACUGAAUCACUCCAACGAUCCCUUGACCUAUUCUACCGAAUUGCGAGAAUGGCGUAUUCCUUCACAGACAAAGUCGUCUUAAUAACAGGCGCCGGCAGCGGAAUCGGGUGCGGUAAUCUUCCUCCCUCAUUCUAAUCCCUCCUCUCAACCACACUCGCGCAGUACCAUAUACUAACCACCCAACUCCCUCCAGGCGCGCAACCGCCGUGAAAAUGGCCUCCCUCGGCGCCACCCUCGCCCUCUGCGACAUAAACUACGACAACCUCGAAGCAACACGGAAGCUGUGCUCCUCCUCCUCGCCCACAACGCCCUACAUCGACGACGUCGACGUGUCCGCGAAAGCCGAAGUCGUCAAGUUCGUCGACACCACGGUGCAGAAGCUCGGCGCCCUACAUCACGUCUUCAACUGCGCGGGCGUGAACCCGACCUCGAUCCCGCUCGAGGAGACCACAGACGAGUACUGGGACAAGCUCGUGGACACGAACCUCAAGGGCGUCUUCCACGUCACGCGCGCCGCGAUCCCGCACCUCGCGCCCGGCGCUAGCUUCGUCAAUGUGUCGUCGAUCAGCGGGAUCCGGCCCAGCGCGCUGCAGGCCGUGUACUGCACGACGAAGUAUGGGUUGAUUGGGUUUAGCAAGUGCAUGGCGCUGGAGCUGGGGCCCAGGGGCAUACGGACGAAUGUCGUGGCGCCGGGGUAUAUUGAUACGCCGUCGAAUGCGGGGAUUGUCAAGGGCGGCGAGGCGGUGGAGAGAAUGCGGAAUGGGAAUGCGCUGGGGAGGUUGGGGACGCCCGAGGAGGUGGCGGAUGUGGUGGCGUUUUUGUUUAGUGAGGAGGCGCGGUAUGUUAAUGGGAGUGUGGUGGAGAUUGAUGGUGGGAUUAAGAUGAGUAGUACGACGAGUAAGUGAGGGAGUGGAGGGAGUGUGGUUUAGGACGCUUGAUGGUGUUGAGCGAAUGGUUGGGAAGGAUAGAUUCAAUGGUACCGGCUGAAGAUCUUGAACAGACGGUAUCCAUACUUUGCAUAGAUAGGAGAGCAUAGCAUGUCUGGGG
This is a messenger RNA of Trematosphaeria pertusa, 1056 nucleotides long. RefSeq names its product NAD(P)-binding protein. The transcript has a single exon. The record is from RefSeq and is a predicted model, not a curated record. The coding region runs from base 222 to 914 and encodes 230 amino acids. Gene Ontology annotation, molecular function: oxidoreductase activity, acting on the CH-OH group of donors, NAD or NADP as acceptor. Lineage: Eukaryota; Fungi; Ascomycota; Dothideomycetes; Pleosporales; Trematosphaeriaceae.